ACUUCCCGUGGAUCAGGAGCUGAAGAAGGCCUUCACAGAGCUUCAAACCAAAGUUAUUGACACUCAACAGAAGGUGAAGCUUGCAGACAUACAGAUUGAACAGCUAAACAGAAUGAAAAAGCAUGCACAUCUUAUAGAUACAGAGAUCAUGACUUUGGUAGAUGAGACUCACAUGUAUGAAGGUGUAGGAAGAAUGUUUAUUCUUCAGUCCAAGGAGGUAAUUCACAAUCAACUGUUAGAGAAACAGAAAAUAGCAGAAGAAAAAAUUAAAGAAUUAGAACAGAAGAAAUCCUACCUGGAGCAGAGUGUGAAGGAAGCGGAGGACAGCACCCGGGAGAUGCUGAUGGCACGAAGGGCACAGUAGGAAAUCUCUAGCAGAAGCUUCCUGCUCCCUCCCAUUCCUGGCAAGGGCAGAGGGGCCCAUGUGGGGAAAGCAUCCUCUCUUCUGCCCUGAUGGACUUUUUGUUUGGAUAAUCUGGUGACCCUAUGUUUUCUACUUCACCCUGAUCCCUUUUCAGAUCCCAAUUCUGGGUUUUUUAUCCUGGCUCUGUCUACCACCCCUGCCCAGAACACUCUUCUCCUCUGGGGGUG
Molecule: messenger RNA, 591 nt
Organism: Zalophus californianus (California sea lion)
Lineage: Eukaryota; Metazoa; Chordata; Mammalia; Carnivora; Otariidae
Product: prefoldin subunit 1-like
Exons: 1
Coding region: 113-364 (83 amino acids)
Biological process (GO): protein folding
Cellular component (GO): cytoplasm; prefoldin complex
Molecular function (GO): protein folding chaperone
Source: RefSeq, a predicted model, not a curated record